Molecule: messenger RNA, 474 nt
Organism: Coniosporium apollinis CBS 100218
Lineage: Eukaryota; Fungi; Ascomycota; Dothideomycetes
Exons: 1
Coding region: 1-474 (157 amino acids)
Biological process (GO): mitotic sister chromatid cohesion
Cellular component (GO): Ctf18 RFC-like complex
Source: RefSeq, a predicted model, not a curated record
AUGCCCAGCAUACCUCUCUACCCUCCGCGCGCAGCCGCCUCCACCCUCUCCAACCCCCUCCCCAAGCUUCUCCAAACACCAAGCGGCCUCGCAAUUCUCGAGAUCCAAGGCACGAUCCACACUCCUCCUGGUUCCUCAGAGGACUCCGCCGAUGCAAAGCCCUCACACACCUCUGUCGGCACGCUCGUCUUCCCCGACUACUCCCCCUCCGACCCGCCGGACGACACCAAGUGGAUGAAGCGCGUGUACCUCUAUGUCGGGAGGCAUCAGCGCAUGACGGGGGAGGUAAGGAAGUUGGCCAGGCCGGUGGGGGUGGUGAGGAGAAGGGGGCUUGGAGCGGACGGGGAGGAGGGAGACAGGGAUGGGGAAGACAAGGGGAAAGGAAAUGGAAAGGAGGAGGAGCUGGAGAUUGUGGAGGUUGUGAGACAUAAGGUCGUGUUUUCGUCGAGGCCGGAGCCUGUGGGUGGGGAGUGA